GGGGAGAGCCGGCUCCCGCGGUGUGCCGGCGAUGUGGGCACCGCUUCGCUCGCCUAGCAGAGUCCCUCUGCCAGGCAGGCCACGGAUCUACAGAUUACCUCUAUGACCGCUGCCCUGCUCUGCACGAAAUUAGAAAAUGCACAAAACAGCUGGUCAAGUGCUGUCCGGAUGCAACCUGCGGCGCUGGGCUACCGAGCCGGGGCGGCCCCGCAGCCGCAGCCGCGGCUCCGGCCGGGCACGGCGCAUCCCCGCCGACCGGGCGGGCACCCCCGGCCCCUGCACCCCCGGCCCCGGGGCUCAGCCUGUAUCUCCAGGGCACGGGAAAGCCCGGGGGACCGGCCGCAGCGGGGAGCUAGCCGGGUGGCGGUGUGGGUGCCCCGGCACCCCGAGCACCCCCUCGCCGGCAGCCCCAGGGGCUCCCCCGCGCCGCGGUGUCUGCGAAGCCCCGGCGGCCCGGGGGAUCGGGCCCACCUCGGCCCCGCGGCGCUGGGGGGCUGCACGCCGCCACCUUGCAGUCCCCUUGUCCCCGGGCGCGGAGGGGUGCCGCCCGGUUACCGGCGUGUCUGGCGCCGGCGGAGCCGCCGCUACCGGCCGGCGCGGCGGCCAGCCCCGGGCAUGCCGAAAGCCCCCCGGCAGCCGAGCCGGAGCACAGCCCAGCGCCCGCCCUCCCUCUCCCUCUCCCUCUCCCUCUCCCUCUCCCUCUCCCUCUCCCCUCCUGCCCUUUUGCUGUCCCGCCCGGUUCGGCCUUGUCCCUGUCCCGUUCCCCGCCGUGCCUGCCCCGUGCCUGUCUCUGUCCGUCUCCUCCCCUGUCUCUCUCUCUGUCCCUGCGCUUUUCAGUCCUUGUCCUCUCUUCUCCCUCUCCCCACCUGUCUCUAUCUCCCUCCCCAGUCCUGUUCUUGCCCGGUCCUCUCCCUCCCCCGACUCUGUCUGUGCCCGGUCGCUCCCACUGCCCGUGUCCCCGCCCGUGUCCCUGCCCCGGCCCCGGCCCCGGCCCCGGCCCCGGCCCCGGCCGGCCCGUCAGCCCCGGAGCUGUCCCUUCAGCACCACCCGCACCGCCGGCGGGUCCCUCCGCCUCCCCCCGAGCAGCACCCGGGGCCCCGGGGAGGAGAAGGGUGUGCUUGGGGCUCCGCGGUCCUGACAAGUCCCACAGGGAGAGCAGGCGGUGGGAAGGGACGUCCUGCCCUCUCCAGCCUGCAGAGCAUCCUUCCUUCCCACUAUGUGGGUGAGGCUUCAGCGUGUCUCCCCGCUGCCCCAAAGCUGCCCCUGUUGGAACCAGCAUCUGAGGCAAGGGGAAAUCUGGGGGAGAGUCUCUGCAGGUUCAAAGCCUCCCCGGGUUUGCAGGGCACCUUUGCACAACAGCAGGUAGCUAGGAAAGGCUUUGAGCUGGGCAGGUGGUGCCUGGGCAGUAUGACAUGCUGGCAGAAGCUUUGCAGACGUGUGUUUGCCCUCUGACAGCUGCACACCCCCCCCCCCCCCCCCCCCCCGCCCACCCACGCAGUCCUUGUA
Molecule: messenger RNA, 1506 nt
Organism: Aquila chrysaetos chrysaetos
Lineage: Eukaryota; Metazoa; Chordata; Aves; Accipitriformes; Accipitridae
Product: leucine-rich repeat extensin-like protein 5
Exons: 2
Coding region: 137-1138 (333 amino acids)
Source: RefSeq, a predicted model, not a curated record